AUGGUCAGCAUACUAACAGUGCUGCUGGCAGGCUAUACUUCCGGAGUUUGCUCGCAUCCCACGAAGCCAAUCAGUUCUGACAGCUAUCACGAAGGUGCUGGCGUCCUUGAAUUUGUGAAUCCUCUGAUCGGCACGUAUGGAACAACACCAGAUGGAAAUGGCGGGAUGAUUCCUUCCGUCUGUCCACCUUUCGGCAUGACUCGCUGGACACCUCAGACUCGUGAAAAUUUCAUUUCGCAAGUUCCCUAUGGCGACAGCGACCGGCUCAUACACGGCUUCCAGGCCACGCAUCAACCCGCUAUCUGGAUGGGGGAAUCGGGCCAGGUGGUUUUGACCCCGGGCCUCGGAGAGGUGCAACCGUUGUUUCAAAACCGUGGCCUGCAGUUCCGUAAGAAGGAUGAAAGAAGUACGCCGUAUGUCUAUGAAGUAUUGGUUGAUGCCACUCAGCAGAUGAAUCGCAAUUGGAAUGCGACGGCAGAGGCUGUGGGGGAUGGGCCCGUUCCGGGAGGCGCUGGAGCAGUGCCGGGGGAUGUGCAAGAUGGAGCGAAUGGGCGAACACGAAAACGACACAUCGAUGAAGAGUCACUUCUCUCGAAUGAUGAAGAGUAUGAUCGGUCUAUUCUAAUCGCGAUGUCUGCGGACUCGCAUGUCGGUCAUCUCCGUCUCGAUUUCCAUCAGAAAACAAAUAGCUCUGAUGAUAAUAGUCGGGAGCAGCCUUGGGUUUUCAUUCAGGCCUCGCGUCGCAAUUGGACGGGAGAAGUUCACAUCGACCCAACAGCCAGGGAGGUCUAUGGCUACAACACAGAGCGCCAAGAGUAUCUUCUCGGUCCGGACAAAGCAUCCUCAUUCAAAGGGUAUUUCGUAUCUCGCUUCUCCGAACCCUUCUCUGAAUACGGAGUCACCGAAGGAGGUUCUGUGAGGGGUCACUCUGUCGAAAGACAUGGUAACUUCACCGGGGCAUACGUUAAGUUUCAUAACUCGACACCUCGCGUGGAAGUGCGGACUGGCGUGUCAUACAUCAGUGUCGCACAGGCAAUAAAGAACCUGGAAUUGCAAACUCCAGAUGGACACAAAUUCGAGAACACUGUGGAGGCAGUGAAAUUCGCCUGGCUUGAAAAGCUAGGCAGGGUCUCCAUCAAAGGCGUCAACCACACCCACCGCGACAAUGAUCCUCGCACCAUCUGGUACACCGGUCUAUUCCACUCUUUGCAAUAUCCCAACGACUUUUCCGAGCCGACUUCAAAUGAGCCCAAUGCUCCCCGUGUGUUUUACUCGGGCUAUACCGACAGCACACACCAGGAGAACGACUCAUAUUACCAGUCUUGGUCUAUCUGGGAUACCUACAGAGCGGAACACUCCCUGUUGACUAUAUUUGCCCCCGAGCGCGUGAACAGCAUGAUGCGCUCACUGCUGCGCAUCUUUGACUGGUCGGGGUGGUUGCCCAUGUGGGCCAACUUGGUCGAGACUAAUAUCAUGAUCGCUACAAAUGCAGAUGCAGUGCUCGCCAAUGCAUUAGAGCGUGGCUUCAAAGAUUUCGAUGUCAAGAAAGCCUGGCAGGCUGUCGAGAAAGAUGCUUAUACUCCACCCGACAACGACACCGAGACUCUGUAUUAUGACCGGGAGCCAGGAACAUCGUAUGAGGCUCGCGCAGGUCUCACUGCGUACAUGCAGCAGGGAUGGGUGUCCAAUGAUGCCUGGUCUGAAGCCGGUAGUCGCACGCUGGAUUACGCUUUCGAUGACCACGCUUGCUCGGUGGUUGCCAGCCAUGCGGGAGAAGCCGAGGCUGCUACAGAACUGGGGACACGGAGCAAAAAUUACGCAAAUAUCUGGAACAAUCAGACGCAAUUUAUGCAGGCCCGAAAUGCAAACGGCACCUGGGCAAACAAUACUUUCGGUUGGACUGAAGGUGACGACUGGGUCUACACAUUUGAUGUGAUGCACGAUGUGAAAGGGCUGGCUAUGCUCUUUGGUAGCCCUGAAGCUUUCCGGGAUAAGUUGCAUGCACACUUUGAAGGUGGACAUAACGACCAUACCAACGAGCCAAGUCAUCAUGUCCCCUAUCUUUACUCUGCUCUUGGCUAUCCAAGCCAAGCAGCUGAGGUUAUUCGGGAUAUCGCCUGGGCCAACUAUAAUGCCACCAGCGGAGGGCUCGGCGGUAAUGAAGAUCUUGGCCAAAUGAGUGCUUGGUAUGUCUUUUCUGCGCUGGGCUUCUAUCCCGUCAACCCCGCCAGCGACGAAUACAUUGUCGGCACUCCGUUCUUCGAGGAGGUCUCUAUUCGUUUUCCUGGCGGAGUCAGAACUGGUGGGCUGGAAGGUCAAGAGAGCACGCUUGAAAUUUCCGCUCUUGGUGCAACCACGAAACCCUACAUCCGCGGGCUUAAGGUUGAUGGUAAAGGCAUCAAAACUCCUGUUCUGAAACAUGGUCAGAUCGUGGGUGCUGCAAAGAUUGAGUUUGAGAUGAGUGAGACACCUACUUCCUGGGGAAGCCAGCCUUUAUGGGUGUGA
Messenger RNA from Penicillium olsonii, 2505 nucleotides. Lineage: Eukaryota; Fungi; Ascomycota; Eurotiomycetes; Eurotiales; Aspergillaceae. The record is from the annotation of a GenBank genome assembly.